Molecule: messenger RNA, 1002 nt
Organism: Parascedosporium putredinis
Lineage: Eukaryota; Fungi; Ascomycota; Sordariomycetes; Microascales; Microascaceae
Source: the annotation of a GenBank genome assembly
AUGUUGCCUGCCGAACUUAUUGCGUCAAUCCCGGCGCCCUUUCAGCUCCUGCUGAUCGGUGUUGGAGCUCUGUCCUUUGCUCGCUUCCUUUUCAGCUACCUCCGUGGCCUCGUCGCCAUUUUCAUGCUUGGAGGCACCAACCUUCGAAAAUAUGGCAAGCCAGGCACCUGGGCCGUAGUUACUGGAGCCUCCGAUGGCCUCGGUAAAGAGUUUGCCCACCAGCUCGCCAGCAAGGGGUUCAACCUCGUUCUCGUCUCCCGUACCCUCUCCAAGCUCGAGACUCUUGCCGCCGAACUCGAAGAAAAGUACUCGGCAAAGGGUCUGCAAGUCAAGGUUGUCGCAAUGGACUAUGCCCAGGAUCGCGCCGAAGAUUACGCUGCCCUUGCCAAGGAAAUUGACGACCUCGAGGUCGCAAUUUUGAUCAACAACGUUGGCCAGAGCCAUUCCAUCCCCGUGUCCUUCUUGGAGACAUCGCCCAAGGAGCUGCAGGACAUCGUCACCAUCAACUGUCUCGGUACCUUGAAGACCACCCAAGUUGUCGCGCCCAUCAUGGCUCGUCGUCGCAAGGGCCUCAUCUUGACCAUGGGUUCCUUCGCCGGUUGGACCCCGACUCCCUACUUGGCCACCUACUCCGGUAGCAAGGCCUUCCUCCAGCAUUGGAGCACCUCUCUUGCUGCCGAGCUUAAGCCCCAAGGCGUCGAUGUGCAUCUAGUCCUCAGCUAUCUCAUCACAACUGCCAUGUCUAAGAUCAGACGAUCGAGCUUGAUGAUCCCGAACCCGCGGAACUUUGUCAAGGCGGCUCUUGGAAAAGUGGGAACUGGCAGCUACCAAACCGCGCCCUCUACGUACACCCCAUGGUGGUCCCAUGCCCUUUUCCUCUGGAUUGUCGAGAAGACUGUGGGCCCCAUGCAUCCUAUCACCGUCUCGAUCAACCUCAAGAUGCACCAGGACAUCAGGAAGCGCGCCCUGCGCAAGGCUGAGAGGGAGGCCAAGAAGAAUUAA